Messenger RNA from Mangifera indica (mango), 1613 nucleotides. RefSeq names its product probable protein phosphatase 2C 44. The transcript has 5 exons. The record is from RefSeq and is a predicted model, not a curated record. Gene Ontology annotation, cellular component: cytosol; nucleus. The coding region runs from base 246 to 1157 and encodes 303 amino acids. Lineage: Eukaryota; Viridiplantae; Streptophyta; Magnoliopsida; Sapindales; Anacardiaceae. Gene Ontology annotation, biological process: protein dephosphorylation. Gene Ontology annotation, molecular function: protein serine/threonine phosphatase activity.
CUAAAUUUCUACCUGUAAGAAAAGAAAGCUUGCUUUCUGGUCCAAUAUAUACAACCCAAGUGCCAAAGUAGGCAUUUGAAUAUUCAAAUAACGCGUACCCACAUUGGAAAUCCAUCGUCUCUUCGUUUCCCUUGUUCAAAUUCCUAUUCUUAUUCUCAUCCAUAGCCAUUCACAGCUUCUGCUGCUACACCCAUCUUAGGAAUUUGUUUUGUUGUGUUAUUUAUGCUUUGAGAGUGUUUUCAGAGAUGAGUAAGGCAUCAGUUGCAAGUGUUUCUCGCGCCGGCCCAAGUACCGGCUUCUUUUCCAAGAUUUGUACUUGUGUUCAUUCUUCUUCAUCAGAUACUGGUAAAGGCAGGUGUAACUCUUCUACUGGUAAAGGCAGGUGUAACUCUUCUACUAAUAAAGUGUCAUAUGGAUACCACUUGGUGGAAGGCCAAUCUGGGCAUGAUAUGGAAGACUACCUUGUUGCUGAAUACAAGAAUAAGAAGAAUCACGUACUGGGUUUAUUUGCCAUCUUCGAUGGUCAUCUUGGAGAUCGAGUGCCUACUUAUCUGAAAGAUAAUCUUUUCAACAAUAUACUGGAAGAGCCAAAUUUCUGGAGGGAUCCUAAAACAGCAAUUGAGAAUGCAUACCAUUCCACAGAUAAGUUUAUAUUGGAAAAUUCUAUGCAAUUGGGCACCGGUGGUUCCACUGCAGUGACUGCUAUUGUCAUUGAUGGCAAAGAUUUAUGGGUGGCAAACGUUGGUGAUUCAAGAGCUGUGGUUUGUGAGAGGGGCUCUGCCAAUCAAUUAACGGUUGACCAUGAGCCUCAUGCUGAAAGAAGAAGGAUUGAGAAGAAGGGCGGUUUUGUAACUACUCUUCCUGGUGAUGUGCCCAGGGUAAAUGGUCAACUUGCAGUUGCACGCGCUUUUGGAGAUCAAAGCCUAAAAGCACAUUUAAGUUCAGAGCCUGACGUAAGGCAUGUGCCAAUAAACACAACUAUAGAGUUUGUUAUAAUGGCGAGCGAUGGAUUGUGGAAGGUUAUGAAGAAUCAAGAGGCUGUAGAUAUUGUCAAACCCAUAAAGGAUCCUCAAGCGGCAGCUAAACGUCUAACAACCGAAGCACUGGCAAGAAAGAGUAAGGAUGAUAUAUCAUGCAUUGUAAUCCGAUUUGGAUAAUUGCAGCGAUAUAGUGAGUAAUAGCUCAAGGUCCAGUGGACGGAAAUAGGAGCAUUAAUUGGGUAAGAAAACUUUUUAUGUAUAUAGUAUAGCUCUUUUGAAUGAGAGAAUCAUGGUUCAGCUGUUCAUAUAGCAGUGUGACGCAUUUUUCUUUUUUCCCAACUGAAGAAAUAUGCUCAGAUAUACAUCAGCCUCUUCCUUGCUCAGAUGUACAACUGGUUGUUUCUGGGGCAUGGUGCAAUUGAUGAGGGUACUUACCCAAUUGGCUCUGAUAGAAAAGAAAGAAAAUUUGAUUUUAAUAACGAAUACAAUGUGGACAAAUAAAGUAUAUGAUAUUGAAACCUCCUUGGAAGUUGUUGUGAUUGGUAUGUUUGUCCUUGUUUGUGCCAAAUUAGUGAUGUUUAUUGUGAGACAUUGAAUUAUUUCAAUAGGUAUAUUUGUUUAUAUCUUUAUUUA